UUAUGGAGACCAAGGUCUGUUAUAAACCUAGAGUAAUGAAGACUGAGGAAUUAGGGUAUUAGUGUAGACAAAGAAACCACUGGAACUGUAUAGAAAGCCCAUACAUGAUAUAUGCACACGUGCAAACUUGGUUUACGGCAGCACGCAUGUUGCAGAUCAGUGGAAAGAGGAGGAACUGUCCCAUUAGCAAUGCAGUUGCAGGAUUAUACACGUGGAGGAAGAAAAAUGAAACCAGAUUGUGACAUACAAAGAAAAUCAGUUCCAGGUAGAUUAAAUAUUUGAAUCUUUAAAUCAUGAAACCAACUUUUAAAAGGAAAGCAAAACUAUGGAAUUUUCAAUGAACCAAAAAAUAAAAAAGAAGGAAAGAAAAGAGAGUGAGCAAGAGAGAGCCUCUCUGGGAGCUGAAGGAAGAAACUGACAACAAAGGUGAUGUUGCUGAAUGCUCUCUAGCUGUAUGUGUGGAUGCACGUGUAUCAGACUGUAUCACACACAUCAUGAUGGAAACUGUUGAUGAAGAUGAGGCUGCAAAUUUAAGACCUGAGGCAAAACCGGGAAAUGGAGGUGGGAGCGAAACCAACACCUGGCUCAGAGCAGUAGCCUUGCCGCCGCCGCCACUGCCGCUGCUGCCGAGGGUUUCUCUGGCCAGUGUUGCUCCCACCCGCCUACAGCAUGGGAAAUAUCUUCGCAAACCUCUUCAAGGGCCUUUUUGGCAAAAAAGAAAUGUGCCUUCUCAUGGUGGGCCUGGAUGCUGCAGGGAAGACCACCAUCCUGUACAAACUGAAGCUGGGUGAGAUCGUGACCACCAUUCCCACCAUAGGCUUCAACAUGGAGACGGUGGAGGACAAGAACAUCAGCUUCACUGUGUGGGACGUGGGUGGCCAGGACAAGAUCCGACCUCUGUGGCAUCACUACUUCCAGAACACACAAGGUCUCAUCUUUGUGGGGGACAGCAACGACAGAGAGCGUGUGAACGAGGCCCGUGAGGAGCUCAUGAGGAUGCUGGCGGAAGAUGAGCUUAGGGAUGCCAUCCUGCUGGUGUUCGCCAACGAGCGGGACCUCCCCAACGGCAUGAACGCGGCUGAGAUCACAGACAAGCUGGGGCCGCAGUCCCUGCGCCACAGGAACUGGUACAUUCAGGCCAUCUGUGCCACCAGUGGGGAUGGGCUGUAUGAGGGACUGGACUGGCUGUCCAAUCAGCUCCGGAACCAGAAGUGAGCCACGCCCCCGCCCCUCCUUCCACCCUGUUUUACUCUCAUGUGGUGGGAGUGCCAGAAGCUGUCUCCAUGGUUGGUCACAGUGUGCUUCACCAUGCUGUAAAUGUGCAGACGCAGCCUGCAGCCGGGUUUUUAUUUAAUGUAAAUAGUUUCUGUUCCCAACGAGGCAGUUUCUGGUACUCCUAUGCAAUAUUACUCAGCUUUUUUUUAUUGUAAAAAGAGAAUCAACCCACUGUUCAAUACUGAAAAGGGAUGUUAGGCACGCGGGGCCUCCAGGAGUCACUGUGUCCAACCAGCCUGCCAAGCCUCCUCUGGGCAUUAGGUCUGUGUUGAGAUCCAUUUUGGUGGUUGGUUUUUAACCUGAACUCAGUGCAUUUUUAAAAUCGUUACAAAUACAAGAUGAGAACACUUGAACACACAGACGGGAGAAGCGUGCCUAGUGUCGGUUCUGCAGUGGCGGGCAGGGUGUAGUCCACCAGUGAUCCGU
Molecule: messenger RNA, 1701 nt
Organism: Zalophus californianus (California sea lion)
Lineage: Eukaryota; Metazoa; Chordata; Mammalia; Carnivora; Otariidae
Product: ADP-ribosylation factor 1-like
Exons: 1
Coding region: 670-1215 (181 amino acids)
Biological process (GO): intracellular protein transport; vesicle-mediated transport
Cellular component (GO): cytoplasm; plasma membrane
Molecular function (GO): GTP binding; GTPase activity
Source: RefSeq, a predicted model, not a curated record